UCAUUGAGGUACACAUUUGUAGUAGACAUCCAGACGGGAAGAGCUGUGAUGCAGUAGUACGUGUUAUGUCGGGUAUUAUCUUAAUUGAAAAUAAGUAUUUAAAUGAAUAAAUUAACAUAUUUAUGCGGAUUUUUGGUAUUUAAAGUGAUUUUCCAGGCGUCUGCAGCAAUGCACCUUUUUUUUGAAGAUAUGAUUGUUAUGUAGUUAUUUAACAAACGCUUUUACCAAAGAGACUUAGAGACUUGAUGGUGAACUACAGAUGUAUGCAUCACAACUGCUGCAGAGUCACUUACAACAGGACCUCGGUUUGACUUCUCAUCCAAAGGACAGAGCACGAGGUGGUUAAGUGACUUGCUCACACACAGUGAGUCGGUGGCUGAGCUGGGCUUGAACCUGGAACCUCCUGCCUGUGCCUUGUGCUGUGUGUCCCCUGGUAGAGCAGAGGGAAUGUCUUCAGUGUAGAGCAGGCCACAUUCCUGAACCAGCCAUGAACCACCAGGAAAAGGAGCCCAGCAGCAUCAGGGGGGAGGUGAAUGAGGCCGUGGAGGCUGACCUGGAGCAGCCUAGUAUAGAGGAGGAGCAGCACGCCGCCGCCAUCCCUGUGACUAUCCCUGUGACUAUCCCUGUAGCCCAGUGCCAGGACAUUACAGCGGCGAGGAAGAGCAGUCGGGGGCUAGUACAUCAACAGCAGCAGAACAACAACAACGAGGAGGCUGGGGUACAACAUCAACAACAACAGCCACCACCUGCAGCCUGGUACCGCAGGUAUGACACCUCAGAAGGGGGGACCCGGGUUCAAGGGCAGCGAAAGCCACAGGAGGACACAGAGGUGGAGCAGAAACAGCCGCUGCAGAGACCAGCAGCAACCCGAUACCGUAGACAGGCUGACGGGGAGGCUCGGAUUAGAGCUCAACAGCAGAGGCAGAGGAGGCAACAGCAGCAAAGAGAGGCUGAGAUGGUGGAGGUAGAACAGCAGCAGCCUUCACAACCCCCACCGCCUCCACAGCAACUAGAGGCAGAAGAUGAGCAGUUGGAGGAGGAAGAAGGGGGAUUGGGGCUUGCAAGGUCAGCCAGCACCGAGAGCGGCUUCCACAACCACACAGACAGAGCCGAGGGAGAUGUGGGGCUGGCUUCAGAAGGGGAGGCAGAAACAGCGCUGGGAGGCGAGGCGUUGGAGGAUGAGAAUGCUUAUGCAGUGCACUAUCGUCCUGAGGCGGAGGAGUACACAGAGAGUGCUGAGGCGGAGCAGCACAGGGGGCCCUACCAGCCCCAGCCUCAGCCACCAACCCCUCUGAACCCACUCCCACACUUUCAACAUCUUGAACAGGAUGAGGAGGCCAUGAAUGCAACCUACUCAGGCUACGUCUACACUCAGCGUCUGUUUCAUGGCAAUGAAGGGGAGCGGGGUGAUGGGGAUGAGCCCUACUCAGAACCCUAUGCUGACUACGGGCUGCAGGAGCAUGUUUAUGAGGAAAUUGGGGACACCCCACUAGAGGGGGAUCAUCCCCAACAUCAGGGAAGCGACUUCUGUCUCUUUGAGCAUGAGAGCUAUCGGCAAGAGGCGCUGGGCGCCCGGCUGCACCACUAUGAUGAGCGUUCAGACGGGGAGUCAGAUAGCCCUGAGAAGGAGGCAGAGUUCGCACCGUACCCCCGCAGGGACAGCUACGACCAGGAGGAGGACAUUGAUCAAAUUGUGGCUGAGGUCAAGCAAAGCAUGAGCUCUCACAGUCUGGACCAGGCUGCUGAUGAGUACAGGCCCGAAUCUGAGCAGAACUCACAGGAGUACGAGGAGGGCAAGCCAGCAGGGGAGGAGGAUGAGGAUGAGGAGGAAGGCAGUCCCCCAAGGCCCUCAGCCACCAGCCCUACCGGGGAACAGCCCAUACAGAGGCACAGCAAGGAGAAACGAGACGCCAUCUCUCUGGCUAUCAAGGACAUUAAGGAAGCCAUUGAAGAGGUUAAAACAAGGACCAUUCGCUCUCCCUACACACCAGACGAGCCAAAAGAACCCAUCUGGGUCAUGAGACAAGACAUCAGCCCAACCAGAGAUUGUGACAACCAAAGGCCACUAGUUGGAGAUUCUCCAGGCUCAGGUUCUACAUCCCCACAAGGGGCAGAAUCCUCUGUUAGACAGCAUCUCCACGAUGGCAGUGAAAACUCAGACUCUCCUCUUAAUAAAGAGUCAAGGAAAAGCUUGGCUUCAUUCCCAACUUAUGUUGAAGUUCCUGGACCCUGUGACCCUGAAGACCUUAUUGAUGGCAUCAUCUUUGCAGCUAAUUACCUUGGUUCCACCCAGCUGCUUUCAGACAAAACGCCCUCCAAGAACGUGCGGAUGAUGCAGGCCCAGGAAGCUGUCAGCAGAAUCAAGAUGGCCCAGAAAUUAGCCAAAAGCAGGAAGAAGUCUUCCGAAGGAGAGUCCCAGCCCAUGACAGAGGUGGAUCUUUUCAUUUCCACUCAGAGAAUCAAAGUGCUCAAUGCUGACUCACAGGAAACUAUGAUGGACCACCCCCUGAGAACUAUUUCCUACAUCGCUGACAUUGGGAACAUUGUAGUGCUGAUGGCCCGCCGGAGAAUGCCGUGCUCCAACUCACAGGAUAAUGUGGAGUCCUCGACCCCCUCACAGGACGAGAAGAAGCAGUAUAAAAUGAUCUGCCAUGUCUUCGAGUCAGAGGAUGCCCAGCUGAUUGCUCAGUCCAUUGGGCAAGCGUUUAGCGUUGCAUACCAGGAGUUCCUUCGAGCCAAUGGGAUUAAUCCGGAGGACCUGAGCCAAAAGGAGUACAGCGACCUGCUCAACACCCAGGACAUGUACAACGAUGACCUCAUCCACUUCUCCAAGUCUGAGAACUGCAAAGACGUUUACAUUGAGAAGCAGAAGGGUGAGAUUCUGGGGAUGGUGAUUGUGGAGUCUGGCUGGGGCUCCAUCCUGCCCACUGUCAUUAUAGCCAACAUGAUGCACAGCGGUCCUGCAGAGAAGUCUGGGAGACUCAACAUCGGGGACCAGAUCAUGUCCAUCAAUGGAACCAGCCUGGUGGGACUGCCACUCUCAACUUGUCAGACCAUCAUAAAGGGUUUAAAAAAUCAGUCCAGAAUAAAGCUGAAUAUUGUGAGAUGUCCCCCAGUAACAACAGUUCUCAUCAGAAGACCUGACCUGAGAUACCAGCUGGGGUUCAGUGUACAGAAUGGAAUUAUCUGUAGCCUUAUGAGGGGUGGAAUAGCAGAGCGUGGUGGUGUUCGAGUUGGUCACCGGAUCAUUGAAAUCAAUGGACAGAGUGUUGUGGCAACACCACACGAGAAGAUUGUGCACAUUCUGUCAAACGCUGUUGGAGAGAUCCACAUGAAGACAAUGCCAGCUGCCAUGUACAGACUGCUGACUGCCCAGGAACAGCCAGUUUACAUCUGAGGCUGACAAGCCCGGAGCCUUCACAUGCAUGGAGGGCUUGUUAUUGCAGUUGUGGUCGUGUUUAUAGUGCUGCAUUUCUGUUUCCACUGAAACAUUUCCCAGUGUGUUUGUGUGUGUCAUUUUGUGAAACCUAAGGUAUCUUUUUUCACCAUCGCGUCUUCAUGUGAUCCCAUACGUUGAGCUGCAAAUAUUUAUUGCAAGUCAAUUUCCAGCAAGUCAACCCCUUGCACUUCUCCCAGACUGAUAACUAAGAGGCAGCUCUGACUAGAGGUCCAAAUGUGUUAUUUACAAGCACUACAUUAUUUGCUUACUUACAAUAAUAACACAUCUGUUUUUUUUUUUUUUUAAAGAUGUCCUUUUUGAUUUCUGUUUGUGUAGAUAAAGGUUUAAAAGCAAAGUUAAACCACAUUUUUGCACUACUGCUGUAGGUUGGCUUGAUUGUUAUACCUUUAAAUAAUAUUUUGCCAAAAGGGUCAUUAUUUUAGAACAAUGUAGUGCUUUGCAAUGCAUCAUAAAGUAUGACAUGGGCUGGUAAAAGUACAAUGGUUAAUUUUACUGUCAGUUUAUUUUGAAGGCUUGUUAUAUUGACAAAGUGCUUAGUCUCAAGUACCAGUAUGUCUUAAAUAAGAGUCAUUGUUUUCAAGCAGACACUAUUGCUCUGUUUUACUGCUGUUCUGCUGCAACCCGUAUUGGUCAUCAUCAUUACUAUAAUCUGAAAAAACAAAAGAAAACUUGUGACAUUAAUUAAAACAUCAUUAACUACUAUCUGCUUAUUCAAUGCAGCAUACAAACAACAAUUAAACCUCUCAUAAUCAAGGUUUUAAAUCGGAAGCACAUAUAUUGUUCAUUAUAAAAACAAUAUUUCCUUGAGGCUAGUCUCAACUGGAUUCCGAUCCUUCAAGUAAAAGUAAAAAAGUAUUUUGCCUCACAAUUAUCCUCAUGUUUUUGUCCUAUUUUUACAAAGAAUUCCUGAACGAUAAUGCCAUUGUCAACAGAUACUGUUUCACGAUAUAAAUGGUAAAAUGUAAGAUUAUCUAUUGCUUACAUACUGUAGAAAUAUAUAUUGUAUUGUAGGUAGUGAACUAAAUAAGGCACGUAAAAAAAUAUUUCUUUGGAUGUUUUUAUCUUAAGCAUAUGCAAAUUUGUUUGGAUUUUGAGCAAGCUUUUUUUGAAAAAAAGACAAAAAGGUAUUUUAAUGCAAGAAUUGCUGUUUUCUUUAGAAGGACAUGUAAAUGUAUUAAAUCGUGUCAACAUUCUUACACUUGGGCUGUCAAGGUGAAUACCUUUAAAUGGAAGGAAUAGACUAUGAAGGGCCAAAAUAUAAAGAGCUGUUUAAUACUUUCAUGCUUUACUAUCCCACCCAACCUCUUUCCCUUGGUCACUCACAAGAACCCCACUGUUAUCUGUGAUGAUUGUGUAUUUGUAUACAUUAAUGCACCACUGCAAGUAUCAGGCAGGGAUGUGAAGGGUUAAAGCAUUUAAAGUGCUUGUGAUUAUUGUUCGCAUAAUUUAGCAUGGGGUGUAGCGUGCUGCGGUAUUUAGCACCAAAUUGUCUGAUAACACAGAUUUUCCCGGUUAACCAAUUAUGUGUAAUAUUUGAAUUGACAAUUUUUAAAUCUUUAUUGAUUUUACAAUACAAAUAAUGUUGGCCUUAAUUUUUUUUUUCUAAUUUUUAAAACACAAAAGUAUAUGUCCUCAGCUAUGGGCUGAGCAUGGCAUUAUAUGAACUAAUCAAUAUGCUCAUAAUUCAUGCAUAUAGUUUUCAGGAAACUGUAGUGAGAACAUUAUUCUUCCUUAAUGUGUAAUCUGACUUUCUGAUUUAGCUUACAUCAAUGUUUACAUUUUAAAAGCCAGAGUUUUUAUUUAUCAAAGAUCAUUUUAAAUUCUGAUGCGCUUUUAUUGUCAUGUUUCUAAUAACUGAAGAUGAUUUUGUGAAAUUAAAGUAUAUAUUUAGCACAGUGCUAGAUUAUGAAGUAUACCAUUGUUCUGUAAAGGGGUGCAAUAGAAACCCUUGUAAAGCAUUGGGAGAGUAGAGUAUUGUACUGUAACAAAGCUGUCCUCUUGUAAAGCACUUGAGUCAGUGAUGGCUUGUCAAUUUGGCAACUCUAUUGUCAAUAAUGCACUUUGAAUGUAGUUACUCUUUGUCAACAUGUCUAAAAACACUUUCUAUAACAGCAGUGUUUAUUUAUUUGCUAGCUUUUCUGUGCUGUUACAAUUACUGAGAUACAUUCCUUUACCAGAGGAGGAAUGUUUGUAACAUUAUUUACAACAAUAAAAAACUUGCAGAAGGAU
Messenger RNA from Acipenser ruthenus (sterlet), 5689 nucleotides. RefSeq names its product amyloid-beta A4 precursor protein-binding family A member 1-like. Bases 488 to 3397 code for a protein of 969 amino acids. Gene Ontology annotation, cellular component: cytoplasm; plasma membrane; dendritic spine. Gene Ontology annotation, molecular function: protein binding; amyloid-beta binding. The transcript is spliced from 13 exons. Lineage: Eukaryota; Metazoa; Chordata; Actinopteri; Acipenseriformes; Acipenseridae. Gene Ontology annotation, biological process: chemical synaptic transmission. The record is from RefSeq and is a predicted model, not a curated record.